AUAGUCUUAGUGCAUGCACUUCAAAUACCUUGGUCCCCUAAACCAUUUUUUGCUCCCAAGGUUCUCUGUUCUGUUACUAUACACCAUGAACCUUGAAAAUUGUCACUGUCUAAGCACCAUAAGAAGCAACAGCAAUUGGUCAAGUUAUGAGAGAAUUAGCUACGAUCCCAUUGUGUGUGUCAACGAAUUUGUAGCCAGAUUGAAGAUGGGAAGCUGGAAAACCUUGUGGAGGAAGAUCAAGAGGGAAAGAAGGAGAUUCUUUAGUCCUUCACCUGUGUUUCAUCACUUUCAUGUGCAGUAUGAUCCUACCUCCUACUUGCAGAACUUCGAUGAUGGCUACUCCACUGACCCUGAUAACGUUUCUCGAUCAUUUUCAGCUAGAUUUGCAGCACCAUCCAAGAUUUUUGGGAGAAUUGAUGCGAAGGGUGAUGGAGAAUUGGAGAUAAAUCAUAAGAGUAGCAUGGUGUAGUUUUCGAGUUCCUUUGGACUCAUUUUCA
This is a messenger RNA of Cajanus cajan (pigeon pea), 497 nucleotides long. NCBI's taxonomy places the organism in Eukaryota, Viridiplantae, Streptophyta, Magnoliopsida, Fabales, Fabaceae. The record is from RefSeq and is a predicted model, not a curated record.